This is a messenger RNA of Schistocerca americana (American grasshopper), 861 nucleotides long. Its product is annotated as modular serine protease-like. Gene Ontology annotation, molecular function: protein binding. The record is from RefSeq and is a predicted model, not a curated record. The coding region runs from base 1 to 861 and encodes 286 amino acids. Lineage: Eukaryota; Metazoa; Arthropoda; Insecta; Orthoptera; Acrididae. Gene Ontology annotation, cellular component: plasma membrane. The transcript is spliced from 5 exons.
AUGCCAAGACCUAGUCUGAAGGUAUUUAGAAAGCGUGUACAUUGGCGCAAGAAAGUAAAGUGUACUAAAAAUUCGUCUGAUUCACCUUCAUCAGUAUCUGAUGUCCCAGUAGCGACUAACCUCAACACUGGUAGUGAUACAUUGAGUGAUGCUGCUGCCACUACACCGGAAAGUGCUUCAAGAAGAAAACCAGCUGGAAUUGAAGAAGAAUACAAGAAACUAAAUGCUGGGACUACAAAAUAUGAGACUCAGUUGUUGCGGUAUGCCUUCAAGAACGACAUUACAGCAACAUUACAAAUUAUCGUUUCUUCUAUAGCAGAAAAUUCCAUGUCCAGAGUAAAAAGACAGGACUGUGGACCACAAUACUUCCGGUGCCAGAAUGGAAAAUGCAUAAGAAACUUUAAGGUUUGUGAUGGAGCUGCCGACUGUUCAGAUAAAUCUGAUGAAAGUAAAGUGACUUGCAAAUCAAGACUUUGCUCUAGUGCCCUCUUCCAGUGUGCAUAUGGUGCCUGUGUUGAUGGGAAUGCAGCUUGUGAUGGUACCAUCCAGUGUGAAGGUGAUGGCUCAGAUGAAGCUCCUGAGCUGUGUGGAACAUCUUCAGCCCCCAUGUGCACACUUCCACUCAAGCGCAAAAAUGGUGGCUAUAAAGUGCUUGGCUGUGACUCCCAAUUUUGUGGUUUUGGACCAGGAGCACAAGUUCCUUCUGGCACACAGUUGCAGUUCUUCUGUGAUGAAGGAUAUCACAUCAGUGGGCCCAAUGAUUCCUAUUGCCUCGAUGAGACAUUUACUCCACCACCACCAGUUUGUGAGAAGAGCAGGUUGUUUUCUACCUCCAGCACAUUACAUUACGGUACUGUAUAA